AUGGGGCCUAGUCAACAGUUUUGCCGUCCACCACCACCUCAGGUUAGGCCGCCACAACGGUCCAUGCAGCGGCCGAACUUCCCGCAGCAGGCUCGGGUGCACGCCUUAGUGGCCGAGGGCCAAGAUGCAGUUAUCCCUACUCCAACAGCCUUCGAGGUGAUGGCUCACAUACAAGGUACUCCCAUAUUUUUAUUGGUGGACACCGGGUCCACAGCCUCUCUCAUAUCACAUACCACCGUCAAGCAUCUAGGACUACGCUCUACUCCAUUUGAUAGAGUAAAGAUCAUUACAGUUGCUGGAUCCUUCUCAGAGGCAACGAAGAUAUGUUGUGAUUGCCUCAUUGACUUGGGAUGCAAGGUGGCGCUUGUGGAUCUAAUAGUGACCAAAAUCUUCCAUUACGACGUCAUCCUGGGCAUGGAUUGGUUGACAGUGGUGAGGGCAGAAAUUGAUUGUGAAACAAUGACAGUGAAGAUAUACGAGGAAGGCAGUACUUCCCUCACAUUUCCAGUUCAGGUUAGCUACGAUCGUAGGAUUUUAUGUUUUGCUUCAUUAGAGGAGGGUUAUCAGGGGCCUUCGCUAACUUGCACUCCCCUAGUUCAAGACUUCGUCGAUGUAUUCAAAGCCAUACCUGGACUUCCUCCUCGCCGUGAGAUAGACUUCACAAUCGAUCUAACUCCGGAUGCUAAACUCAUCUCCUUGCCUACUUACCACAUGCCCCCAUGUGAGAUGGAAGAGCUAAGGUCUCAAAUUGACCAAUUGCUAUAG
Messenger RNA from Magnolia sinica, 765 nucleotides. RefSeq lists its product as uncharacterized. The record is from RefSeq and is a predicted model, not a curated record. Gene Ontology annotation, molecular function: aspartic-type endopeptidase activity. NCBI's taxonomy places the organism in Eukaryota, Viridiplantae, Streptophyta, Magnoliopsida, Magnoliales, Magnoliaceae. Bases 1 to 765 code for a protein of 254 amino acids. Gene Ontology annotation, biological process: proteolysis. The transcript has a single exon.